CAUCGUCGCUCUUUUAUUACUGUAUUAUUUUUUCGUCUUUAAUGAUGGUGACGCCGAUUGCGAUGCUCACGAGCAUCGAGCGGGCAGCUUUCAAUGCCUGAUAUUCGAGUGACUCUUUUUGCGCCUCGCCUUGAAGCUUCAUUGUCCGAUAUCGUCAUCUUCAUGCACAGAACGAGACGCACAUAUCCAAUUUGCCCCCUUAAUAUAUAGUCUCUCCUCCAAAGAUCGUACACCCUAAUUAUUCUCUACAUCAAGAAAUAAUGUCUAAUUCCUUCCCGUUGCGUUGAAAAAUAUAUCUUAAUAAUUAUCGAAAAGCGCACAUACAUCAUAUGAUAAGCUCUGGACUCGGUCUCACAAGAUGGAUAAUGAAAAGACAGCACGACACCUCGCUUCUGACCUACAAAAUGAGGAGGGUCUGGAAAAGGAAUCUGAUCAGACGCCUCGGCGUUCGUCAAUUGUCAGAACUCCUUCGCCCGAGUUCCGAUCGAGCCGGCGAUUGUCCAGUAAUAGAGCAAUUGUCGCAUCGCCAAUCGAAGCAAAAGACGAUCGAAUAUCUAUCCUAGAUCCGCGCCGAUUUACACCCACGCUGCAUGCGUCCCUCGUGGCCGAAAUAUUAUCUCUGCGACGUGACAAUGAAUCCAAAAACGAUUUCAUAUACAAUCUAGAGACUACGCUGCAACAGUCCAAAAUCGAAAAUGAUACUAUGAGUGGCAACCUUGCACAUAAUGCUCAAGAGAAACGAUCACUGCUACGUCAGCUGCAGCUUCUGGAAGGCGGCACGUCGUCUGCAAUGGAGACACUUGUGAAGGAACGGGAUGAGGCAAACGAUAGCAUUACGGAGAUUAAAAAGCGUCUAGACACCUAUCAGAAAAAGAUAAAACACCAGGAAGAAGAUGCAAACAGGACUCAAAAGCUCUGGGAGAAAGACAAGGACCGUUGGGAUGCACAAAGGCGCUUGCUCGAGCAGAGAGUACACAUUGCCGAAGGACGACUAAAGGCGGUGGUCGAAGAAAUAGAUUCUCAACAGCUCCAUGAUCAGUCACCCUAUUUAGGAGACGAACAUGAUGCGGAUGGACAUUCUACAAAGAUGAACCGGGCUAUCGAUCAAGCCCGCAACAGAGAAAGCAUCCGAUCCCUAGAAUCUGCCAAUGAACGGCCAACUAGUUCUGCGAGCAGCAAAUUGGGAGACAAAGUCUAUACGAAUCGCUUUAGUUUAGCGACUGCACUCUAUGCCAAUGAAGGCAGCCAGCUUAGCGGGCUAAGUCUGGCGGAUGAACUUAACUUCUCGGGUGAUGAAGAAGAGGCAACUGGAGAUCUAAUGCCUUCACCCACAAAGAGUCUGAGGGAUUCUCGGCAAUGGUAUACCCAGGAUGAAAGUGCAAUGAGAGCUCUUGCGCUGAGCAAAGAGCCCAUGAGCCCAACGCGUCCUGCUUUUGACACUGGUCAUGACGCCCCACCGACUCCGCCAGCAGAGGGCGAAAGGAGCCGUGGAUCUCAUACAAAUUACAGAGACGCCAGCGUUCAGGUUUCACCGCCGCCUUCUCCCCCUCUUCCCGCAUCUGAAUCAUUUGGAGUUCAAGUUUCCGAUGGAGAUGGGCCAAUACAUAACCAUUUAGACGGCAUCUCUGGGCAAGAAACCGCAAAUGACUCUGCAAAAUACGCGCCUGCAUCCAUGGCAUCUGUUGCGUCACAAACUACAGAGUCGUCUCAAGUGGCAAUGACAUCCUCUCAAACGCAAACGAUCCAAUGGGAAGAACUGCUGCUUGAACGAAUAGAAGAUGCCAAAUCCCAAGUGGAGUCUGUCGCUAUUCAGACCGAGGAAACGGAAACUCUGGCAAAGACCGAUCAGCAAAAGCCGCCACCGACACCUAUAUCCAUCCCAUCGAUUGCUGUGCACCCCCCUCUGUCUUCGCCCACAUCACCCAAGGAGAGCAUAUUGCCACCGCAGUAUAAGAGCUUUGGUUGUCAGGCUGAGAACGCGCCAAUUUCUUCUUCUUACACCUCGUCCUACGCCCAGACAGACAUCAUACGAGUACUGGACGGCCGAAUAAAGCUUCCACCCCAUCUUCUGCCUUCUGCUAUUUCAUCUAUUCCACCGACACCAAGAUCUGAAGAAAGGAACUCCAGAAGCUCGUUCACCCCUGUACCUGGUCACGCACCGGCAGACACCGUCAAAAAGAGCCUCAAACAUUUAUCCAGCAGUACCUUGACGUCCUCUCCUCCUCCCUUACCACGCUAUAGACAUGACAUCUAUCCUGGAAACAAUGACAGUGGUCCACUUGACAAUGACAAUCUGCAUGGUCCAAAACUUCCUUUUCGCUCCAGCAGUUUAUUUGCUGGUUUUGACCCGCCGAGCUCGGAUGAAGUUUUUGACUUCUCCGAUAUUGAGUCCAGCGACGACGAAUUCGCAACUGCCCUCUCACCUCCGAUGCAUUAUUCGAGAGCUAAUCGUCCCAGUUUGAAUGUGCUGAAAAAAGGAACAGGGAGCCACAACGAAAAAGGGUCGCCCGAUACCCUACCCUCUUUCAUCAAGGCGGAUAUAUCGGCAGUACAUCGGGGGCCCCUCGAUGAAAAAUCGCACAAUUCAGGGGCAACCGAUUCUCUGCAGAACUCGGGGCUGACGGCGCGGCCGAAGAUUCCUAGGCGAUCGAGGAUUGCAUCCAGCAGGAUGUUCUUGCGUUCACCAAAGGACGCCAGAGCCGAGGGCAGUACAAGAAGCGGUGAUAAUGUUGGCCUUCAGAGUGCCAAGGAACAUGCUCCUCCGAUCCCGGUCCCUGUAAGAUCGAGUUCUAGAAAAACUUCCAGUCUCAGCGAUCGCUCGAGUCCGACGCCACGCCAUGACCAUCACUUUCUUGCUUCCCUGCAGAAUAAUGAUGGGGAGACAACCGGAUUGACCAGAAAUAAUUUGAGGAAAAUGAGGUUGGUGGCAGCUAUACAGGAGACAGAACAAGAAAAGCAACCUUUCGGCUUAUCUGCUCCGGCAUUUUCGUCUCCUUCCGCGGCUUCAGACAGCCUUGAUCUGCCACCAUUGCCAAACGAUGAGGUCACUUAUCCUGGCAAAGCAAGCAAAGGCACGCAUCGGCCUUUGCAUCGGCGACAACCAUCGAAUCACACUUUGACCACUGCUCAAAGCUCUGUGCCAAGUUCUAACCAGCAAACGGGCGUGGUUGACGCCAUUGCACAAACCAUGGUGGGUGAAUGGAUGUGGAAAUACGUUCGGAGAAGAAAGUCCUUUGGCGUUGCAGACACAUCUUCCGCGGGGGCUGAUGGGCGAGGUGGUGAUGCGCACAAUGGGGUGAGACAUAAGCGUUGGGUGUGGCUGGCGCCGUAUGAGCGCUCCGUGAUGUGGAGCAGCAAACAACCAGUGUCUGGCGCAGCCCUGAUGGGAAAGAGUGGUCGAAAAUUGGUCAUUCAAUCAGUUCUCGACGUCAAGGACGACUCCCCCGCUCCCAAGGAUGCUGGAACGGAUCACUUGUUCAAUCGCUCGAUUCUCAUCCUCACACCUGCCCGCGCAUUGAAAUUUACGGCCGUGUCAAAGGAACGUCAUUACGUCUGGCUCACGGCGCUGUCGUUUCUCAGCCAUGCAAGCCAAACUGGCAACGAGAUUGCGCGUAUUCCACCGCCGCCAAUUCCCAAGCAAGAAAUCCCUGUCCCUCAAAAGCCCCCAGCGGCCACACUUCGUCGUAAUCCAAUCCGCGACUCCAUCCGAAUCGCAAAAAGCAAAGCCCGGCCAGCGCUCCCGGCGGCUGCACGCAACCGAGCCCCGCACCCAAUGCCGAUCCAGGAGUCAGAAGCAGAGACGACGACUGCCGUGAAUGAGCCUUCUCUGGAUGCUGCAUCUCCCCCUGCAGUGCCACGGGUCUCAAAGCACGGUAGGAAGCGGAGCACCACCGGACCGCGUUUACCUCCUCCUCCUUCGGCACCGUUCCGCAGCUUCUCAUAUAAUCCAAGCAUCACCUCGGCCCAAAGCAUCAGGACCACAACGUCCUCUUCGGAAGUGCAAAGAGCGCCCUCCUUUGCCACGAGCGGGCCGAGUCUUUACGGCGAAAAGGUUUCCGAGGGAGGCGAUGUAGCCGGGAGAAACUUUUUCGAAGCAAUAGGAACCGUGCGAAUGGAAGCAUUUGUCGAAAGCACAACGGGAGAACCUCCGCGUGGCGGCGGUACACAGGACGACAUGGUCUCAGCUAGUUUCCGCCGCGGCCACCUACGAAGAACAAGGGAGGGCCUGGGAUACGCAGAUUUUCAGCUUCCUGACCUUCAUCGAGAUAGUGGUCUACCAGAUCCUUUUCAGGAAUUCUAAAAAUCUCAUGACUAGCAGGCUCAAUCAAUCAAUCGAUGUGGAGAGUGACGAGGCUCUAUACCCACCACAGAGCUAACAAUUGGUUUUUGGCGUAAAUGAAGAUACAAUUUUCGCAUUUCAUUCCUGUGGAUGAUAAUUUGCCUUGUACCCGUUUGAAUUUUAGGUACCGUAUAUAUUCCGUCUUGGUAAACCAUCACUUUUCAUCACAAUACACUCCACCCCACCAGCUGCUAGCACCGUCCCCUAUACUUAUCAAUCUCGCCCUUUCUUUUUUCGCAUAGACUUGUACCAUAUUAUCUCGCACUACCUACCUUCACACCGUAUCGAUUUCAUUCCGGUCCUCU
Xylona heveae TC161 is the source of this 4644-nucleotide messenger RNA. RefSeq lists its product as hypothetical. The transcript is spliced from 3 exons. Gene Ontology annotation, biological process: microtubule cytoskeleton organization; dynein-driven meiotic oscillatory nuclear movement; maintenance of protein location in cell cortex. The record is from RefSeq and is a predicted model, not a curated record. NCBI's taxonomy places the organism in Eukaryota, Fungi, Ascomycota, Xylonomycetes, Xylonales, Xylonaceae. Gene Ontology annotation, cellular component: cell cortex; mitochondrion. Gene Ontology annotation, molecular function: phospholipid binding; tubulin binding. The coding region runs from base 359 to 4300 and encodes 1313 amino acids.